AUGCUCUGGCCACGAAACAAUGAGUCGGUGGCGACCGCUUUCGCAAAGGACAUCGAGAACCUGCACCUGCUUUACGACUACGACGCGGAAAACCCGCAGACGGGCGCGCCCGAGAAGUGGCGCUACGAAAUGUGGUUCCGCUCGGCCGACCGCAUCGUCUACGCGAUCCACGGCGGUCCCAUGGCCGGCCGCCUCAACUACCAGACCGCAGACUACCAGUGCAUCCGCCCCGGCGAGCUCUGGCAGUGCAACUGGCUCGAAGAGACCGGCACCACCUGCUCGCUCGUCUACGACAUCAAGAACAAGAAGAUCACCACCAUGCUCAACUUUAGCAAAGGCCACUGGGAGUACCCGGAGAAGGCUCACGGUGACAAGCGCAACCCCGAGGACUUCCAGAGGUGGCGCGACCUGGCCAAGAUUGGUAUCCAGACCGACAGGAAGAUCUUGAAUGACCAGGCGGAGAUUCUCGAGUCGUUCCACGGACCCGGCAAGUUGCAGGAUAUCGAUCUGAAUGCCCCUACCCUUUGA
Messenger RNA from Sporisorium graminicola, 528 nucleotides. RefSeq lists its product as uncharacterized. The transcript has a single exon. Gene Ontology annotation, molecular function: carboxy-lyase activity. The record is from RefSeq and is a predicted model, not a curated record. NCBI's taxonomy places the organism in Eukaryota, Fungi, Basidiomycota, Ustilaginomycetes, Ustilaginales, Ustilaginaceae. The coding region runs from base 1 to 528 and encodes 175 amino acids.